Molecule: messenger RNA, 5626 nt
Organism: Culex pipiens pallens (northern house mosquito)
Lineage: Eukaryota; Metazoa; Arthropoda; Insecta; Diptera; Culicidae
Product: 40S ribosomal protein S3-like
Exons: 1
Biological process (GO): translation; positive regulation of apoptotic signaling pathway
Cellular component (GO): nucleus; cytosolic small ribosomal subunit
Molecular function (GO): structural constituent of ribosome
Source: RefSeq, a predicted model, not a curated record
UUAAUCCACCGCAUCCUGGAGCUGAACGCCGUCGUGAAGAAGCGAUUCGUCGAGUUGAACGCCGAGAAGGUCGCUACGCGCAGUUUAUGCACCAUCGCCCAGGCUGAGUCGCUGUGCUACAAGCUGAUCGGAGGUCUGGCCGUGCGUCGUGCCUGCUACGGUGUGCUGCGCUUCAUCAUGGAGUCCUGCGCCAAGGGUUACGAGGUUGUCGUGUCCGGAAAGCUGCGCGGUCAGUGUUCCAAGUCGAUGAAGUCCGUCGACGGAAUGAUGAUCCAUUCCGACAAUCCGUGCAAAGAGUACUCCGCCACGGCCACGCCGCUGCGCCAGGGAGAGCUCGGAAUCCAGGUCAAGAUUAUGCUGCCGUGGGACCCGAACGGCUACAUCGGCCCCAAGGAGCCGCUGUCGGACAACGUGGAAAUGGUGGAGCCCAAGGACGAGAUCAUGUACAACACGCCCUGCAGCGAACCCAAGAACAAGCCGUCGGCGCUGAAGUUGGGAGCCGGUCGAACCGUCGAGGUAGUUGAAUGUCCAAGAUAAUAUUAGUGUGAUGAGUUGAUACGAGUCCAAGAUCCACAAUCUGUCCCUCUCAGCUAACGAUAAAUGACAAGCUUGAGCCGGAUGGUGGCCCGAUCAGAAAAAAAAUACAAAUGUUUGCGUCAUAUAAAUAAAAUAAAUGAAAUUUUCAUCAACCAAGCACAUAACAAUGUGCAGAUCGCAAAAUUUAGUAGAAUGGAUUUUCCGAAAAAUUGUGCCGUUCUCGAGCUUUGGAAGAGUUGUUGGAAAUGGAAAGGAGCAACUUUUAGCUUGGUUGAAAAUGAGGGUGGUUACCGAUUAAAAAAAAACAUAUAUAUAUAUACAGCAAUUCCAUUUGAAAAGAGCCUAAACCGAAAAAAAAGUUCUCCGAUCGGGCUCAAAAUUUUUCUGGGGGUUCCUUGGCCAAAAUAAUUAGACCCGUAUUUUUUUGUUUGCCCAUUAGGGUGACCUACGCCAUGUUAGGGUGGUCUGAAAAAUGGCCAUUUUCGUCAUUUUUUACAAAAACCUCUUUUUAGCUGUCUUAGACGCAAAAGAAAGGUGAUGAGUUUGGCUAUUUGGGAAAAAUAGUAAGAAGUUUCAAAAAUCUAGCUUACCAUUUGAAAAAGUCGCAUGAAAACUUAAAAUGGCGUUUUGACCGUGUUUGGACCAAAGAGCCUAUGUCUGAAAAUAUUUUUAUCGGAUUCCUCCAUUAACCCAUUGAUACCCGAGCCUAAAGUUGAUGAAAAAAAUGUUUUUCAUACAAAAAUGACUUUUUCAAAUCGCUAAUAACUUUUCAGGAUCAACUUUUACAGCUUUGGUGUGUUCUACAAAGUUGUAAAGCAUUAAAUUUUCAAUAAGAAUCUCACUUUUGAGAAUAUUUGGAUGGAAGUAGCGCACCGUUCAGACCAAACCGUAAGAAACUUAGGUUUUCCAUACAUUUUUUCGAUUUUUCCCAUACAAACUUCACCUCCGAGUAUCAAUGAGUAAAUGAUGACCGAUUUUGCUAAUAUUUGGCCCAGAGUCCUAAAAUAGAUCAAGGAACAAUAUUCAGCUUGUGGAGUGAGGUUUUGAAAAAAGACUUAUAUUCUGGGCACCCUAGUGGUGAGUCACUUUAAACCUCUUUUACGCAAAUGGACCGACGUUUUACUUUACCAUCCGAUAGAAGGCGUAAUCAGGCAAAUCUCGUCUCGAAAAAUGCCACCGGGUCCGUCUCGGGUUGAACCCAGGCCUGCUGGGGUAAGAGGCUACCACGCUAACCACUAAACCACCGGACCCGGCUGUUUUUCUGGUACUGAUAACCGAUUAAAAUGGUUGAUUUUGAUGUGCCUUUGACAAGGUAUCAUAGAGCUUUAUGACGUUUCGCGUACGCACACUAGCACACCAUUUGAUUUUGCUGCACCCAAAGGAAAAAUAUAUCUCAAAAUCUGCAACAGAGGAUUUGCUGCAGAAAAUGUCACAUUUUAUUACAUGUUUUGCAGCAAGCCCGUAAAUCAUUUUUGCCCGCGUGUAAACAUGUCAGCGAUCUGCAGUUCUCACCAACACAUAUAAUGCUGGCCCGUCCCCGAGCAACACUCCAAAGCGAAGGAUAUGUUGGUGCUCUUUCACUCACAUUUCAUCAAGCGUCCAUGGCGCGGUGGUAGCGUGUCGGAUCAAUAAUCAAGAAGUUGGUGGUUCGAUUCUCGUUCCGUUAAGGGUUUUUUUUUUGUGAAAUACAACCAAAAAGCCCUCGGUAAUGUCGAUAAUUGUCGGUAACGGGCAAAAAUGUCAUACCCCUACAUCGCAAAAAAUGCAUGAGGACCAGCCGUCCCCUAACAUGACAGUUUUCGUGAGUUGCGCAUAUCCACCGACAGAGUCCGUCCUUUAAAUACGCAACUCAAGAUUUGCAUGGGAAACUUUUCUUUCGUGACGGCUUUCGCGGCACGCUCCCUUCAACUGUUCGAGACUAGUAUUUUAACGUGGCGUAACUCUAAACAAGUUUUUCAAGAAAAUGAUUCCAGAAUGCUUACUUUGUCGUUUUAACCCGAAACAAAGCAAAAACUAUAUUAAUUUUAACUAUUCGCCAUUUUCAAAUGUUUAGCUAGAUAAUAUCGAAAGCCGCCAUCUUAGGCCCACUGGGCCCACAAAAAAAGGUACGCUCAGUUUGUAUGGGAGCUGUCAACAUGCUCCCGGGCUGAUGAGGACAGUUUUCAUGCAGAUUCUGAUAUACUUUCAUGCCGCCAUGCAUCACAAUCAUGCGACCGCCGUUUGGGUGUGGCUGACAAAAUUUAAUCUCACUUUAUUUUUGUGUACGUACACGCAAUACAUACGCACGUAGAUUACUCUAUUGUCAAGUAGAUUCUAAUAAUUGCCAGUAGAUGUAGCUAAUCAAUAAACCUUAUUUUUAAACCGUUCUUACUUGUUGAUCAUAAUUUUGCUUUAUUUUUUUUUUUUGCGGUAAUAAAAUCUCCUAAUAACACAAUAACACAUGUUUUUGAUAAUGAAACUGUAACAUUAUGUAACCUAUGUGUUUUUCUUUUGUAUUACUGAAAACCAAAUCUUAAUUUUCUAGUAAGUUUCCUUAUAUUCAACAUUUUUAAAAGUAACUCUUAUGACAACAUCCCAUUGUUCGUUCAAUUUUUUAUUAAUUUUUUUUCAAAAUUUUAGUCGAUACGUGGCCCGCGAGGGGAUUUUUUGUGGCCCGCGGACCUGUUUUGAAUUAUCGUGUAAAAUGGUCCGUUGUUCACUUGUAAAGUGAUUUUAUACUUUUUUUAAAUAAUGGCUUAAUUUAUACAUUUAAAUGCUAAUCUUCUAGUAAAAAUUAUCAAAACGUUCAUCAAACAUUUUUAGAAAUUCUGGCUAUCAGGAUUAAGGCAUACAAAUGUUGAAAUCGGAGGAAUAAGGCUGUUCCAAGUAUUUUACAAAGCUUUUUCGACAUUCCUCCUCUCCCCCCAUUAUCAAAAUUGGCUCGAAAAAUCAUGGGCAAAAAUAUUGUUUCAAAAAACUUCAAAAUAUCUAAAGAAAAUUAAGUGAUAUUAUCUGAAAUCAAUUAAAAAUGCAUUUCUUUGUGCUUAGAUUUUUUUGAGCAUGUUCUGGUUUAUUAAAAAACAAUUUGAUUUUUUUGUGCAAUUUAUAUGAUUAACUGUUUUUUCGCUAACAUGUUUUUUUUUGUCGAAUCUUACAUUUUAUGAAAAUAAUGAUUGCAAUUCAACUUUACGGAUGCUUAAAACAUUUUCUAACAUUUUUUUGUUGAAAUGUUGAAAUUCUGGCUCUCAACGAUGUUUUAUAAGUCACACUUCAUUUAAAGUUAAAACUACGCUGUUACAUGAACUAUGCAGAUUACAUAUCACCAUUUUUGAAACAUAAAAAUACUUUAAUUUUUUUAAUGAGAACACAAGUACCUUUAAUGAAAAACUAUUUUUUUAAAUACUUAAAAUAACAAAAUCAACUGUACCAAUAAAAAACAACUAUUUUGUGUUUUCUAUGUAUUAUUAUUCAUAUUAUUAUAUUAUUUGAUUUUUUUUAAAUGAAAUAAAUGCAGAAUUUUUUUUUUUAACUUCAGCUGAGUCUUUUAAAUAUAUAUAUUUUUUAAAUAUAUCUUUUUUUAUUAUUCUAUUUUGCAAAUUUGGCCCGCAAGCUCAUUUGAGCUUUAAAUUUGGCCCAUCCUCCAAAAACUUUGAGCACCCCUGCUUUAACUGUUGAAGAAGAGCAUAAAAAAUGAAGUGCUGGCGUUACUAAAGCAACAUAAGCUCCACAAAUCGAUCAUGUUUUGUUCUAUUAAUUUUCCUUCAUUGAAUAAAUGACUUUGAGAAGAUUACUUGAAUUACGCAGAAUUGGUAGAUAAAAGGAAACAAAGUCUGUCUGUCAAUCUGCAAGUGGUAUACGUGAUUCAAAUUUGGCAGUUGUUUAUGCUGAGUAGGCUGUGACUAGCUUGGAAAAAUUUACACUAUACCAGCGACAGAACUCAACAACCGACACUCUUUUUGGGCUAACAGGAUGUAUGGAGUUCCAACCAUGUGCCCCGGGCGCGCACCACCCGUAACGCCAUCCUCGCUUAAAAAUCUGGAUAGUUUUGAUAGAAGGAACCAGGGCUGCGGAGUCGGGUCGUAUUUCAAGCGACUCCGACUCCGGCUUUCUGGGAUUAGCCGACUCCGACUCCGACUCCGGCUCCGGCUUUCAGAUCCAACCGACUCCGACUCCGACUCCAACUCCGGCCCACCAACUCUAGCCGACUCCGACUCCGACUCCAGCUUUCAAAAAAUUGUUGGCUCCGACUCCGACUCCGACUCCACAUAUUUUUAAAUAUUUCAAAAGUUAGUUUACUAUUAUUUCGAAAACAUUGAUAAAUAGGAUUUAUUAAAAACUCUUUAAGUGAAAAAACCGGAAAAAAGUUUCUAGUUUCACAAGUUUUAGACGUUAUUGGAACAAAAAUAAAAAAAAACGCCAGUUUUGAAGACUUUUUCAGAAAAACAGUUUGGUAAGUAAAUUUGGAUUUAUUUAUUUAAUCUUAAAUUUUCAUUAAAUUGAUUAAAAGCUAAAAUAUUAAAUUGUUAUUUUUUUAAUGAUCAUUAAAAGAAAGCUGGCAUUAAUGAUUGAUUUAACAUAUAAAUUCAAUUUGCUCACUUUUAUGUUGACAUUUAUAAGCAGCACAGUGACUAUCAUAGUCACCUUGUAUUUUUAAAUAACAAUUUUAAACGAAACUAUUUUUUAAAGCUCCAUUGAAAUUUUUAAGACGUACAUGGACAUCACGCCAAGGCUGAAGAAGUUUAUUAUUACAAAUCAAUGUAUCUAAAAAAAUCUUCGUGGUAAGGACUAAGUGUCCUUUUCAAAUAUCCGUGACCUAGAAAAUAUUUUACCUCUGGAUUUAUUUGAGUUUUUAAUUUUUUUUAUAUAUUUAAAAGGAGGCGCGCGAUACUUCUUGCAUCUUCACCUAAAACGAAGCUUUAUGAAUGGUCGUGCGCCUCCAUGAAAAUAUAUGAAAAAACUUAGAAUUGGAUAAAAAACAAAAAUCCACAGGAUAAAUGGGUAAUUCUUUACCAACUCACACGAAAUCGGGAAAAGUUGCCCCGACCCCUCAUCGAUUUGCGUGAAACUUUGUCCUAAGGGGUAACUUUUGUCCCUGAUCACGACUCCGAGG